This is a messenger RNA of Tachyglossus aculeatus (Australian echidna), 1998 nucleotides long. RefSeq lists its product as uncharacterized. Bases 1165 to 1998 code for a protein of 277 amino acids. Lineage: Eukaryota; Metazoa; Chordata; Mammalia; Monotremata; Tachyglossidae. The record is from RefSeq and is a predicted model, not a curated record. The transcript has 13 exons.
GACAGACAGACAGACAGAGAGACAGACGGUCCCUACCCCCCGGAGCCCGCGGCCCAGGGCGGGCGGCAGAAUCCAACCUCAGCUCGCCCAAGAGAAAAGUGAAGGAUGCCAUAUCUGUACAUGCGUCACACCUGGAGAACCUCAUGUGUUCUUGAGGAAGGAUAAGGCCUUUACUUUUGACUACGUGUUCGAUAAUGAAUCACAGCUAGAACAAAUCUAUGCCCAGUACAUAGAAAAACUCAUCGAAGGUUGUUUUGAGGGAUAUAAUUCCUCCGUUUUUGCCCAUGGACAAGAAAAUGUGACUGAUAAGAAGAUCAUAUCUGAAUCACUUCCGAUGAAUGAAUUUGAAACCCUCACUGCCAAAUUCCACUUUGUUGGACUUCCAGGAUCAGAGAGAUUAAAAUGAACAGGAGCUACUGGAGAGAGCAACAAAGAAGGAAUUUCUAUCAACUGUGGACUUUUGGCACUUGGCAAUGUAUUAAGUACCCUGGGAGAUAAGAGUAAAGAGGCCAUUCAUGUACCCUAUCAGGAUUCCAAACUAACAAGGACCCCCUGGGGGAAAACAGCUAAUUACCAGGCAGACUUAGCCAACAUCACUUGUGAAAUUGCGAUAAAGCCAAAGCUGAUCGAUGGACUCAAAAACAGUCAGCGAAGGCUGCAGACCCCGAAGAAGCAGUACGAAGAGAAAGUAAUGAUGCUGCAGCGUAAAAUUCGGGAUACUCGGCUCGAAAGAGAUCAAGUGCUUCAGAAUUUAGGCCUGGUGGAAUCUUGUUCAGAAGAGAAAGCCAAAAAAGUUGAAUCUGAAUAUAAGAAGCCGCAGACCAUGAGUAACUCCAGACUGCUCAGAAAGAGCAUGCACGUGUGCUGAAAAGUCAAACUCAAUAUGAAAGACAGCUGAAGAAAUUGCAGCAGGAUGCGACAGAAAUGAAAAAGGCAAAGGUAUGCUUAAUGAAACAAAUAUAAGAAGAACAAGAUGACAGAAUCUCGAAGAAACCGAGAGAUUGCGCAGCUUAAAGACCAACAGAAACGAGACCAUCAAUUCAGGCUUUUGGAAGCUCAGAAAAGAAAUCAAGAAGUGGUUUCUUCGACAUAAAACCGAAGAGGUCGUGGAACAGAACCUCCAGUUACUUCCGGGAAAUCUUUGUGACUGUGGAGAGAAAUGGAAUGACUUCAAAGAGGAGGCGAAUGAUGCAUUUUCCUCACUGUUUCAGGAAGAAAUACCUGAAAAGGGAAAUGACCCGUCGAGCGCUCACGUCAAAAACUGCCCGGAUGAAGUGGCAACGACUUGAACAUAGGGUCACAGAGAAUGACAACUUCCGCAACGUGAAGAACUCACAGAAAGAAGAGAGAAACUUUCAGAAAGAAGGGAGCAGGCCAUCAAAGAGAAUGGAGAUGGGGAUAAAAAUGUACAUAGCACUAAUGAGGAGACGGAAUCACCAACUGCGAACAUCGAUUACAUCAAUGAUAGUGUUUCUGACUGUCAAGCCAGUAUCAUGCAGAUGGAGGAAGCAAAGUUCUCCGUCAACUAUGGGUCCUUUCCCAUGGACGUUCCUGGUCUUGGGGUAUCUGCUGUCAGGUCUGCGACGCGGAGCCUUCCAGUCCCCGGUUCCCGCCAUGACGCCGAACGAGGAGGAGCUGGUGUUGCCCCUGAACAGGUCAUUCUCCCUGUGGUGCACCGGGGACAGCGAGAUCAGCUGGCGGUUCCCCACGCUGGAUGACGAGAGCUCCGGCGUGUCCAUCCGCGGUGAGAAGAACAACUGCAGCAACUUCCUGUCCGUGCUGGAGGUGGCCAACGCCUCGGCCGUGCACACUGGCCUCUACACCUGUUACUACAACGACACGCAGGCCCAGGGGACCGGGAUCAUAGGCCGGAAUAUCUACGUCUACGUGCCUGAAGCCGACCAUGGCUUCCAUCCGGGGGCGCUGGAAGGGGAGAUCUGUGGUUGGGGGUUGGACCGGCCCCCUUACAGAAAUGGCGGGGGGCUGUUCUGCCAGUGA